ACACGAGCGGGGGCCGGGAGCGCUGGACGCGUUUCAGCGAUGGCUUCUGCGGUCAACAGCAAAAUUCAUGCACCCGGGACUGGCGCGGGCUCCAAAGCUGAUGCCCACGGGGGCGCCUGCUGGAGAAUGGACUGCGACCCCGAGAUGCACGUGAAAAUGUGCAAGAAGAUAGCGCAGCUCACCAAGCCCAGGAGACUGCUCUGCCUUUUCCUGCUUCGUGCUGACUGUGCACUUGGCAGAUGCUGUCUUCUCUUGAUCGUCACUGUGGGAGACCACCAACCGCCCCCCCCGCAAAGUUAUCGAAUCCCCGGAACCUGUGAGUGCUGCCGUCUUCGGAAAAGGGUCUUUGCAGAGAUGAUUGAGUUACGUGUGUGGAUGACAUUGCUUGUGUUAUCUGGUUGUGCUUCUACUUCUACGAGGAGGGCAGAGGGCGAUUUGGGACAGAAGAGAAGACACAGAAGAGGCCACGAUUUGGGACAGAAGAGAAGACACAGAAGAGGCCACGGCUGUGUGAAGACCAAAGCAGAGACAUUGGAGAGAUUCUGGGAGCUCAAGGCCGACUACGAGAAGCGGCUGCCGCUGAUGAGCCAGGAGGCGCCCCCGUGGGGCCGGCUCCCGCCGGAGGGCCCUGACCCCAAGGCAGAGCCCAGCUCCGGGCCCGAGAUGCGGGAGGUGCUGCUGGAAGUGGAGCGGCUGCGAGGGGAGAACCAGCAGCUGAGCAAGGACUACGCCCGCAAGGCCGAGGAGCUGCGGGCCACCUACGAGCGGGAAAACGGCAUCCGGCAGGCCAUGCAGCAGUCGGUGAGCGAGGCCCUGUGGCAGUGGCAGGAGAAGGAGACGGACCUGCGCAGGAACUUCCAGGUGCAGGAGUCGGCCCUGCAGGCCCAGGUCCGGAAGCUGGAAGGGGACCUGGAGCACCGAGGCCGCAAGAUCAGUGACCUGAAGAAGUACGCCCAGAAGCUGAAGGAAAGGAUCCAGGACCUGGAUGUGCAGCUCAAGGAGGCUCGACAGGAGAACUCGGAGUUGAAAAGCACUGCCAAGAAACUUGGGGAGAAGCUGGCCGUGGCCAAAGACAGACUAAUACUGCAGGAGUGCCACGGGGCACAGAGAACCGAUGACAUGAAGACGGAGCGAAUUUCGGAGAACGAGGUCUUAGGGAAAGCAAACGAUGUGGAAGCCCGCAGUCCCCGUCCUCAGCAGGAUGAGAACCUUCCCAAGGAGUGUCCGUGUAGGAAAGGAGGCACAGAUACGCAGACCGAGAAAGAGGCGGGUGUGGAGGCGGAACACCUGAAGCAACAGUACGAACAGGACCUUCGUAAACUCAAACAGCAGACAGAGGAGGAGAAGAAGCAUCUGAAAGAGCAGCUGGUGCGGCGCCUGGAGGACCUGGUGAAGACGCACAAGGCGGAAAUCAAGUCGGUGCGCUCGUCUGCGGAGGCCGACAGGAAGCGGCUGCAGAUGGAAGUAGAAGGACAGUUGGAAGAAGUGAAGAAGAAAUCAGAAAAUGAAAUAAAGCAGCUAGAAGAAGAGAAAGCGGCCCUCAAUGUGAAGCUCCAGAAUUCUCUGCUCCAGGUGUUAAGGCUGGAAGAAUUCAUCCAACAGAAUAAGGGAUGUCCCCGAAGAGGCGAGGACGGGCCCCCGGAACCGGACUACCCGCCCCGCGGCGACUCGGAGACCCAGGCCACCGAAGAGCUCUUGGAAAAGGAAUCCGGCCACGGCCUCCAGAUCCAGCAGCAGGCACUCCGGCUGGAGCGCCAGGCCUCGGAGGAGAAGGUCCAAGAGGUCCAGGGGGAGCAGGCGAGGAUGCAGGCUCAGCAGGCUCUGCUGCUAGAGUCCCUGAGGCAGGAGCUGUGGGAGCAGAAGGCCGCCUGCUCUGAGCACCAGAAGGACUUGGAGGCGUUGCAGGCUGAGCUGAAGGCUCUGGGCAGCUCUGACAGGCGGCAGCCCAUCACCCCGUGUGCAGGGGACAGCGAGGGCCACGCCAACACCACCGAGGGUGGGAGCGGCCCAGGCCCCGCAGGCUCCCCGAAGGGCACCACUGAGCAGACUCCCAGCGAGGGGUGCCUCCUCUGGGAGAACUCCCAGCUCAAGGACAAGGUGCGGCAGCUGCAGGCCGAGGUGGAACAGCACCAGCAGGAGGCGCUGCAGCUCCGCGACCAGCACAGGUCUCUGGAGGAGGACCAGCAAGCCCAGCAGGCCCGGGAGGUGGAGAUGCUCCGCCAGGAACAUCGGAAGGAGAUGCAGGCUAUGGUGGCCGACUUCAGCAGCGUUCAAGCCCGGCUUCAGGCCCAGCUGGCUGCCCUGGAAACCGAACUGAAGGAUUCUGGAGAGAAGCCAGGGAAGGGGGCGUCCAGGCCGGAGGACGUGCAGCUCAUAGGCCGCCUGCAGACCCGCUUGAAGGAGAGAGAGGAGAUCAUCAAGCAGCUCACGGAGGAGAGGAGAUUUCACUACGCAGCAUUCCCCAGCGCAAUGUCCCACCGGAAUCGGUCCUUCUCUUUCAACCCUCACCCAGGGUAUUUGACCCCUUCCAUGAAGAAAAAGAAGAUGGAGGACUCGCCCAGCCGAGUGGUCAGCGUGCCCAACCUCGCCUCCUACGCAAAGAACUUUCUGAGCGGUGACCUGAGCUCCAGGAUCAACGCCCCGCCAAUCACUAAGUCCCCCAGCUUGGACCCAAGCCCCGGGGGUGGCCGGCCUUACAAGCCCACCCCGUCUCUAGACGUGAAAGCGGCCACCAGGACACAAGAUGGUGAAACAGCCCAACCCAAAGAAGUCCAGCAGAAACAGGGCUCUGCCCACCAGGAAUGGUUCACCAAGUACUUUUCUUUCUAAAGUGAUCCUUGGGAUCCAUCACAGAAAGGACAUUUGAAAAAAAUUUUCUUUUAAAACAUCUGACUGAGGGAAUGAACUAAAAAAUCAAUCAACCAAAUAACCUGCUUUGUAAUAUGAUUUGCACCCAAUAGCUAAACAAAUUUCGGCACUGACAUUUCAUACUGUUUCAUUGUGGCACCGGUUCAUUAAAGAUCCUUGACGUUAGGGUAAAAGGAACCCGUGUUACCCGAGAACAUCAUAGGAAAAUGUUAAUGUUACUGAUGACCUGCCUGUAGUAUUUCAUGUCCAUAGCUUGCGCUCCGCUUUGUGGUUUCCGAGGUCUACUUUUAAAGGGAUUUCAUUUCCGAGGAUGCAACUCAAAUCCACUUGAAAAGUGUUUCUAUGUAAGUGAUAUAAUUUAAGAUGCACAUCUAACCUCAUUAAGAAGAGGAAUAAAACAAAGUUCCGAAUAACCAGGAAAGCCAAUUAAAACACAAAACAAGCAAAUCGGAGCUACUAGGACUGAACAGCCACAGACCUUGACACUUGGAUUUCCUAAUUCUGGACGUGAAGUAGCUAAUAGAGGGGAUAACACCUACCUCAAAAUGGGGCUUUAUGAGGAUUAAGCAACAUAAUAUGGCAGUGAUCCCGAUCACGAAUUCGAAUUAAGCACUGCCAGGAUUUGUGAAUAACUGAGCCCCGCCCCGUCAUACCUCUGUUUCAAUCUGCGAUGCCAACUUGGCCAUUUGUGAAGGUUUCUAGAUUAUCUGUCCUUUCAAGUCAAAGAUCUACUGAACCUCUGGUCUCUGGGUUUGGGCCAUUUGCCUCAUGAUGCAUUGCGUCCCCGUUGCAUGGAUGCUUGGUAGGUUAAAGGGGACAGGUAGUGGCCAUCCACGGUGCUGACCUGCUCAGCCCACACUGAACUGUCGGACCCUCUGAAGGAGUAGUGUGAUUUGACAAAACUUAAUACAUCUUUUAAUGGGCAAAAUGUAUUCUCAAUCCUCUGGUGCUGGCCCAGCAAGGUGGCCCAUGAACAGUUGUUUAUUCUAUGCACUGUCAAAUCUUUGCUCUUUGAAUAAAACUUUAAACAACUGGGCGAUAAAAA
Molecule: messenger RNA, 3913 nt
Organism: Myotis lucifugus (little brown bat)
Lineage: Eukaryota; Metazoa; Chordata; Mammalia; Chiroptera; Vespertilionidae
Gene: FAM184B
Product: family with sequence similarity 184 member B
Source: RefSeq, a predicted model, not a curated record